Molecule: messenger RNA, 825 nt
Organism: Diceros bicornis minor
Lineage: Eukaryota; Metazoa; Chordata; Mammalia; Perissodactyla; Rhinocerotidae
Gene: PRSS2
Product: serine protease 2
Exons: 6
Coding region: 1-789 (262 amino acids)
Biological process (GO): proteolysis
Molecular function (GO): serine-type endopeptidase activity
Source: RefSeq, a predicted model, not a curated record
AUGAAUCCCCUCCUGGUUCUCGCCUUCUUGGGAGCUACUGUUGCUUUCGCCACUGCUGACGACGAUGACAAGAUCGUCGGGGGCUACACCUGUAAGGAGAAUUCCGUCCCCUACCAGGUGUCCCUGAAUGCUGGCUACCACUUCUGCGGUGGCUCCCUCAUCAGUGACCAGUGGGUGGUGUCUGCGGCUCACUGCUACAAGGCGGCCAUUAGCUCAGAAUUUUCAGGAAGAGGGUCUGAAUAUCACCGCACACAGGUGAGACUGGGAGAGUACGACAUCGAAGUUGUGGAGGGGAACGAGCAGUUCAUCAACGCGGCGAAGAUCAUCCGCCACCCCAACUACAACAGCUCGACCCUGGACAAUGACAUCUUGCUGAUCAAGCUCGCCUCGCCUGCGGUCAUCAAUGCCCAGGUGUCCACCAUCUCCCUGCCCAGCGCCAGUGCAGCUGCUGGCACCGUGUGCCUCAUCUCCGGCUGGGGCAACACCCUGAGCUCUGGCUCCAACUACCCGGACCUGCUGCAGUGCCUGGAAGCCCCGCUGCUGAGUCAGGCCGAGUGUGAGGCCUCCUACCCCGGGGACAUCACCGACAACAUGAUCUGCGCCGGCUUCCUCGAGGGAGGCAAGGAUUCCUGCCAGGGUGACUCUGGGGGCCCCGUGGUCUGCAAUGGACAGCUCCAGGGAAUUGUCUCCUGGGGCGAUGGCUGCGCCCAGAAGAACAGGCCUGGCGUCUACACCAAGGUGUUCAACUAUGUGGACUGGAUUCAGCAGACCAUCGCUGCCAACAGCUGAAGCCCCCAGUCCCUCCGCCAUCACCAUGCUAAUAAA